AGAAAGAUGAAGCUCCUCAAGAUGCGCGGCCGUACGAAUUUUCUUACAUUUUCCCUGUUUUAUACAGUAUUGGUGCUUCAACAACUAGUAACAUACGGUGAAGAAGAUACUAGAGUCGUUACCUUAACUGCUAGAGAGGUUGAUGAGUUCGUAGUAUCGCAUGAUAUAAGAAUUAUAUACUUUUUCAAGAAGGAUGACUUCAGAGUGACAAACUUCCAGGAACAAUACAGGAAGGCCUCUUUGGCUUUAGACCCCUAUGGUGUCAAAUGUGGAUGGUAUGACUGUGGGUCGCAGAAACAUGAAAGUUGUAAUAAACAUGCAGUAGAGAAGCACGUGUACACUUAUAAGGAUGGAAUGGACUUGAUUGACUUAGAGCUUGACACAUUAUUCAAUGUGGAUGCCAUUGUAUCAAACGUUCUACAAUUAGUGCUCUUACAAGACGUUCCAAUUGUUCAGACGGAAUUUGAAUUGGAAGGCAUGUUGAGCAGUCAUAAAGGCAGACAAGAUGUCAUCCUGUCAUACCAGAGGGCCAUAGGAACCUAUGAUCAUAGAAUAUUUAUGGAGGUGGCGUUUGCCUACCAACACAAGUACAAGUUUGUUGUAUCAACAGACUCGGCAUCUGUCAAGAAAUACCUCACAGAGCAGAACAGGCAAAAGCAUUCUAUUGUCUGGGUGGUGAGAUGUAAGGAUAUAAAGAAGACAUCGGAGCCAUGUAGUGUUUCAUACUUCCAAGAUUCCAUGGACCUUGUAUCCCUGGUUAAAUUCAUCAAAGCAUUAGAUUUACCAAAAUCUUAUGAUAUCCCUGAGGAUGGCUCAGUUGGGACCCCCACACCAUACCACAAGCAGAAUAUGCAUGUUGCCUAUGUAUUCUAUGAUAAAACUACUCGCAAAGAAGCAUUGAAGCUGUCAGAGGGUCUUUAUAACGCUUUCUCUGGAAUCAUUGGAGUUGUCACAAUCAACACUGCAGAACAAGGAUUAGAUGAGUAUGGCUAUGAUAAUACCAUGUCUCCUAUAGCUGUAACUUUUAAGCUCCGAGAACAGGAAAACCUCAAUGUUUGGGAUGGCGUGACUUCCAUCGAGGCAGUUUGUGGAUUUAUUACAGAGCUCCUCUCUACUACCAUACGUCAAAGAAGCUCUGAUAGUGCGUAUGCAAUGAGGUCAGGUGACGAGUCCGACUCCUUAUAUGACGAUAGAAUUGAUGCAUAUGAUGAAGGAGAUGAUUAUGAAGUAUUAACCCAAGAUGAUGAACUGGCAAAAGCAAUGUGGGACAUCAGGGAUGAAAAGGUCGAUAUGACCCAUGUACCAGCUCUGACAGAUAAAACAUUUCCUGAACUCCUGGCUGAGAAAGAUUUGCUUAUUGUGUUAUAUUAUUUAAGAACUGACUCUAGGGGUAGCCUCUUCACACAUGCCUUCUCCGAGAUCUCAUCAACCCUUGCAUUAGAAAAUGUAACCCCCUUAGCCACUGUUGAAUGCUGGGACUGGACUGAUAUAUGUGGGAAGGAGAACAUCACUUUCUACCCAACUCUGAGGAUAUACAGGAAAGGGAAGCAGUCAAUUGACUAUAAAGGGCUCCUUGAUGGGCACUCAGUUUUGGCGGCUAUCAGAUUACUGAUGGAAGCAGCACCGAUACAACUUGAGACUACCAAAGAAGUAGAAGGGUUCAUAGAUGGUUAUAAGACUGAUAUACUAAAGGGUGCCUCACAAACAACAGUUCUUGGCUUAUUUGAAUCCUCAGAUGUGAAAGGUAUUGCCACAUUUAAUGAUGUAGCAGAUAGACUCCAUGGCAAGAUGCUGUCCGGCAUCGUCACUGGUGAUACAGCAAAUGCAGUCGCUACCAAGUACAACACCAAACCUCCCGCUGUUCUAGUGUUGAAGAAACAGCAAGAUAAACAACAAUAUGCCAAAUAUGAUGGUCCUAUAGAAUCAAAGGAUAUUAUGACAUUUAUAGAAAAGUCUAGAUUACCUGCUUUUACAAUGCUCACGAUUCAAACAUUCCCAGCAUUACAUAAAGCAGGAAAACCAUUCAUCAUUUUGUUCUGUGACCAGUGCCAGUCAUCUCGUGCCUUUAAAAGUGUUCAGGAAAUAGCUGAGGAUGAAGUUUUACCACAUCUCACAUUCAGCUGGAUGGAACUAUAUCAAGAAGAUGGUGUGGCUGAAAUAGUGCUGAAGACAUAUCUAGAGGGGGAUAUGACAGUACCAGCUCUAGCAUAUGUGGACUUGUCUAAUGGGCAGACUUUUGUGUAUUUGGACGACUUUGACAAAUCAGCAUCAAUUUUAAAAUGGCUUAACAUGGUGAAUAAAGGAGAAAUGGAACCUAGUAAAACUCUACCUAAAACCAAAUGGGCUCCCCAACACAGAGGGUUCAAUUUUCUGGAAAAGAUGGAUUUUGAUGCUCUUUCCCAUCAGUAUAAAGACAGUAGAAGUACUCCAGAAAAUCAGCAUGGGAUAGGAUUCGAUGAAGAUGGUAACCAAGUAACCGAUACCACAGAAGAAGAAAUUCCAGAUAGCAGUUCACGUAACACUGAUGAAGAUGAUGUCCGUGGAAAUUUACACGAGUUAAAAAACUCCAGACUUUACCAUCACAAAUCAGAAAAAAAUAUUAAACAUAAAGACACUUUUCAUCAUGAUCCAUCAGAGUUAUGAUGGGGGUCUAAUCAUAGUCAUAGUUGUUAUGAUAUUUUUUAGUUGUUUUUGUAACAUACUGUCUUUAGUCAAGUCUCUGGUUCUUCUUAGUUAUUAUGUAUUUGCCCAAGCAGAUUUGAGGAAAAUGGAAAAAAAGCAACACAAAGUUAGAGGGUACCAUCCACUCCAUAUAACCAUGUGGUUGCUUAAAAUACCAUAGGUAAUAAUGUGCAUGCACAUGCAAAUGAGCCUUCUCGCUGAGCUGGUGAUAUCUCUUCCAAAUUCAUGGGUCUGGAGAAUAUCAGUGAUCUUUUGUCCUUUUUAACUUAUAUGUGUGAACUAUUCUUAUAUCCUCUUAUACAAGAUGUGUGAGAUAAAGGGAGUUGAAGGGAACCAUAGGCUUGAUUCAAGGAUGAAAACCACAUGAAUUAAACAUGACAGUAUUUAGGAUAUAAAGUUUUAUAAAAUCAUAUCAUUUGUGCCAGUUUGCACACUGUAUCACUAGUAAAUCAAAGAUCUGUCAAAAUGUAUUCUGAAAUUAGGCUGAAGUUUAACUUUAAUAAUAGCAUAUACAAUAUUUUCUAGUUUAUUUUCCUGGUGUUAUACUUGUAAUUAUAAAAUACUAAAAAUACACACACUUUAGUGGAAAACAAGGAGAAAUGAAUGAUUCUCUCUUGUAAGUAUUCUUUCAUUUUUGGUUCAUAUUUGAAACCAGUGGCAUAUCUCUGCUGAUAUCCAUGUAUUUUCAGCAUUCAUUUUAUUCAGAACUCCUGCAAGAAACAGAUCUACAUGUACAGUAGUACACAUUAUCAUGUGCAUUGUAUAUUAUAAGCUGACACUACUUUGCCAAACACAACAUUAAUUUAACCUUUCUAAGUGAUUUAAGGUA
This is a messenger RNA of Owenia fusiformis, 3511 nucleotides long. NCBI's taxonomy places the organism in Eukaryota, Metazoa, Annelida, Polychaeta, Sabellida, Oweniidae. The record is from the annotation of a GenBank genome assembly.